AUGACGACUUGGACUGUAAAGGCAGUGGAGCCGUGCCGCAUUAAUAUUCAUUUUGGGCCUGUACACGAUCCCCUUAGCUUAAAAGGCCCUGAAGUACUCACGAUCCACGCAUCUUCACAGUCGAGAAACAGCGGUGGCGAGUGGUGGUGCAGCGGUGGUGAUUCCAUGUGGUCGGUUUUAAGGUCUCGAGCUCUAUCAAAUGUUAGUCAAUGGAAAAUUAUAAGUUCAUCAAAUUUCACUCGCACUUUCUGUUCCUCUGAUAUUGAUAACAUCGAAAGAAAUCGAGAGAUGUUGAGCUUGAAUGAGGUUGAGAAAAUCCUGACCGACGUGAGAGCAGACGACGUUAAAGUACUUCCAGUCCCCAAACACGUUGAUUUCGCUGAUUACAUGGUUAUCGCUACUGGUCGGUCUGCCUGGCACGUGCGUAAUAUAGCCCAAGCCCUAAUUUACAAGGUUAAGCAAAAGCAGAGAGGAGUGAAGAGAAUGUUGUUACCAAGUGUGGAAGGCCAAGAGGGGGGGAAGUGGAUUGUCAUCGACUCCGGCCCAAUAGUCAUUCAUGCUCUCGAUGAGAAGGUAAGAGCUUAUUACAACUUGGAGAAGCUUUGGUCGACUGGAACAUCCAAUGAAGAACACACCCAGGAUUUGGACAAGGCUUUUAUCAAGGUUCGUCGGAAGAAUAACUCAAAGAAACCUGCACAAGCAAAUGCUUAGUUUGGCCUUCGGUAUGCAGAAUCAUUGUUCUCUGUUCCCGAGAAUGGCCUCAAGCUGUGAGGGCAGUUUCUGAUCUUUGAAAUGGUCUCGUCCUUUGUUUUUCCCAAGUAUCGUUAGAUAUUUUGAUCUUUUUGUUAGUUUCGUUAAGUGCCGAUUUGUACGUAUUUGGUUCAAGACUAUCGACUAGCCUAUAGGUCUUUCAUUUUGGUGGACAUACCUUGCAUGGACAACUAAUUCCCCGUCUAUUUGUGUCUUUGGGAUGACUUGACCAUCUAUUUGAAUUCAUAAUGUAUCAUCUUGUUUCUCGGAGUUGCUGUCUCUUGCCAAAUUAGGAUGAUCAUUUGAGCUACACAUUGGAUCCCAUUGGAUCCGUUUUUAUGUUGUUUGUAUUGAUAAAGCAUUAGAAAUUGAA
Molecule: messenger RNA, 1123 nt
Organism: Olea europaea var. sylvestris
Lineage: Eukaryota; Viridiplantae; Streptophyta; Magnoliopsida; Lamiales; Oleaceae
Product: protein Iojap-related, mitochondrial
Exons: 5
Coding region: 1-711 (236 amino acids)
Biological process (GO): negative regulation of ribosome biogenesis; negative regulation of translation
Molecular function (GO): ribosomal large subunit binding
Source: RefSeq, a predicted model, not a curated record